This is a messenger RNA of Rhagoletis zephyria (snowberry fruit fly), 1040 nucleotides long. RefSeq lists its product as uncharacterized. The record is from RefSeq and is a predicted model, not a curated record. Lineage: Eukaryota; Metazoa; Arthropoda; Insecta; Diptera; Tephritidae.
UGCAUUUAUUUUACUUUUAUUUAGCGCUAUUACUGCAACCGUCGAAAUGGCAAAAAUCCAACAGGCAAACUUUAUGAUAAGGCAACAAACAUCCGAAGGAAAAUAAAAAAAGAAACAGGAGCACUAAGCUUUGCACCUAAAUGUCAACCCACUCAAUCAAGUUUGUCGGAGCAGGCGAGCAAUACAGAUGAAAAUGACUUAGCCAUGAAAAAUUGGCUUUGUCAUAAUGUAGAGCCUUGGGGCGAUGUUGUAGAAAAAUGGACGAACACAGUCAAAUUAAGAACCGCAGAGAUUUUAAAUGAACACGCAAAUAUUUUAACUAAUUGGCCGCUGCUGAAACACAGUCUUGGAUACACUUUGGUUGAAAUUGAUUUUGAAGCGAAAUUUCCCAACUGUUCGCAGAAUUUGCUAAACGAAUGGCCAAAAUUUAGAAAGUCAAUUAUACCUUACAUGAAGACAAAAAUAAGAGAUGCAACGUCCAUUGAUAUGCUAAAAAAAAUUGACGAAAACAUCAGUACUGACUCAAUGGAUUGUUUAUUGACACUGCUUUUGCAUGCGAUACUUAAACCGUCAUUAAUUUCCGUUGGACAAACUUCUGGUGAAAAACGGCUUAAAUGGAAGCCAUCAAUAUGUGAUGCGCAAGCAGUGACAUUGCUGCAUUGCAGCAGCAUAAACGAUUAUCAGAGGAUGUAACACGAAUUAAAGAUUAAGUUAAAUCAAAAGAAUCUUCCUCUUCAGCCGCUACUAUUGGUAGUCGGAGAGAAACUAACUCAGUUAGACUCUUUUUACGUUAUUUUCGACAGUAUAAUUUACAAGGUACCGACAUUUUUAAAAUCACUUGAUACUUUAUUUAAAAUCUUUCAUGUAUUAAAUUUGGAAUAUCCGAUACAAGCGAAAUCCAUAUAUAAUUUUAUCGAAUCCUACUUUUUUGGCAUUGCGGAUUGUGCACACCCUAAUGUUAUUACACUUAAGAAUUAUUUAAAAGAUACUCAAAACUUGUUGGAGUAGAUUGAUAAAAUGUUCAAAUGCUUUAUAUGUAA